Podarcis muralis (Common wall lizard) is the source of this 861-nucleotide messenger RNA. The record is from RefSeq and is a predicted model, not a curated record. NCBI's taxonomy places the organism in Eukaryota, Metazoa, Chordata, Lepidosauria, Squamata, Lacertidae.
GUGCUUCAGAAGCUGGGGAAAGCUGAUGAAACAAAAGAUGAACAGUUUGAAGAGUAUGUUCUGAACUUCAAAAGGCAAGAGGCAGAAGGUACCAGACUCCAGAAAGAGCUCCGGGGAUAUUUAGCUGCAAUUAAAGGAAUGCAAGAAGCUUCAAAGAAACUUACAGAGUCUCUACAUGAAGUAUACGAGCCUGACUGGUAUGGCCGAGAAGAUGUAAAAGUGGUUGGAGAGAAAUGUGAUGUACUUUGGGAAGAUUUCCACCAAAAGCUCGUCGACGGGUCGUUGUUGACCUUGGACACAUAUCUGGGACAGUUUCCUGAUAUAAAGAAUCGUAUUGCAAAGCGGAGCAGAAAGCUAGUGGACUAUGACAGUGCAAGACAUCAUUUGGAAGCCUUGCAGAGUUCAAAGAGAAAAGACGAAGGCAGGAUUUCCAAGGCAGAGGAAGAGUUUCAGAAAGCACAGAAAGUGUUUGAAGAUUUCAACAUUGAUUUGCAAGAAGAGCUGCCAUCUUUAUGGUCAAGACGAGUUGGCUUUUAUGUGAACACAUUCAAAAAUAUCUCCAGCCUUGAAGCCAAAUUUCACAAAGAAAUAGCUUUGCUAUGCCACAAACUCUAUGAGGUGAUGUCAAAGUUGGGAGAGCAACAUGCUGACAAGGCCUUCACCAUUCUCGGAGCACCCAGCGAUUCAGGUCCUCUCCGCAUUGCAAAAACUCCAUCACCGCCUGAAGAGGAGUCCCCUCUGCAUAGCCCUGAAGCAAGUCCCAAUCAUACAUUGGCUGCUCCUCCUUCUCCAGCACCAGCACGGCCUAAAUCUCCCUCACAGGUAGUAGGAACAGAAUUAAGAUGAAAAUACCAAAAGGGG